Messenger RNA from Thamnophis elegans (Western terrestrial garter snake), 4848 nucleotides. Its product is annotated as fibroblast growth factor receptor 3-like. The transcript has 17 exons. Gene Ontology annotation, biological process: protein phosphorylation; positive regulation of kinase activity; fibroblast growth factor receptor signaling pathway. Bases 144 to 2633 code for a protein of 829 amino acids. The record is from RefSeq and is a predicted model, not a curated record. Gene Ontology annotation, molecular function: fibroblast growth factor binding; ATP binding; fibroblast growth factor receptor activity. Gene Ontology annotation, cellular component: signaling receptor complex; membrane. Lineage: Eukaryota; Metazoa; Chordata; Lepidosauria; Squamata; Natricidae.
CUGUGCGGGCAGGAGCGGAGCGGAGCAAAGCCGAGCGAGGCGAGCGGAGCGGCGCUUCUGUCGGGGCGCUGGGACGGGGCGGCGUCCGGGAGGCUGUGAGCGCCGGCCGGGCCGCGGGCCGAGGGCCAGCAUGCACCUGGAGGAUGGCUGAGGCCGGCCGGCCGAGCGCUUCCCCCGCGGGCCGGAGCGGAGGCGGCAUGCGGGCACUCGGGGCCGCCCUGCGCUGCCUGCUCUUGCUGGCCGCCGUGCGCGGACGCCCGGCGCCCGCCUUGCCCGGGGACGGAGCCCCGCAGCCCGCAGAUGAUUUAAGAAGUGAAACGGGUUUCCUCGAAGAGUUGGUGGUUGGAAGUGGCGAUGCAGUUGAACUUCAGUGCAAUACUCCGGACUCACCUGUAUCUCUCCUCUGGUAUAAAGACGGCGUUGGGAUUUCGCCUACCAACCGGACUCACAUUGGUCCAAAACUGUUGAGGAUUAUAAAUGUGUCCUACAAUGAUUCAGGCCGAUACAGCUGCAAGAAGAGGCAUUCGGUGGAAAUGCUCAGGAACUUCACGGUCCGAGUUACAGAGUCCCCAUCAUCGGGUGAUGACGAAGAUGAUGAUGAUGAUGAAGAAGAUGACGACUCUGAAGACAGAGUUGCUCCUUAUUGGACCCAUCUUGACAGAAUGGAGAAGAAGCUUUUGGCUGUACCAGCUGCCAAUACUGUCCGUUUCCGGUGCCCGGCGGCUGGCAAACCACUUCCUUCCAUAUACUGGCUGAAAAAUGGCAAAGAAUUCAAAGGAGAGCACCGCAUUGGAGGCAUUAAACUGCGGCACCAGCAGUGGAGCCUCGUCAUGGAGAGCGUUGUUCCGUCAGACCGAGGCAACUACACCUGUGUGGUCCAGAACAAAUACGGUGUCAUCUGGCAUACUUACCUACUGGACGUUCUUGAACGGUCUCCACACCGCCCCAUUCUCCAGGCAGGGCUGCCUGCCAAUCAAACCGUGGUAGUUGGGAGCAACGUGGAAUUCCACUGCAAAGUCUACAGUGAUGCUCAGCCUCACAUCCAGUGGUUGAAACAUGUGGAAGUCAACGGGAGCAAAUAUGGGCCGGAUGGGACUCCUUAUGUCUCUGUCCUAAAGUCUUGCGUCAGUAAAAACGCUGAAGCCGAUGUUAACCUAAAUCUAUUCAAUGUGACCCAACAAGACGAAGGCGAAUAUCUUUGUAGAGCCAACAAUUUCAUAGGCAGAGCCGAAAAAUCAUUUUGGCUCCACAUUCACAAACCAGAAGCAGCAGAAAAACGGGUUGCAAGAAAGGAUUCCAGCUCGUUUUACGCAGGCAUCCUCAGCUACGGGGUCGCCUUCGCGCUUUCCAUCCUGGUGGCCGUGAUGGUGAUGAUUUAUAAAAUUAAAAGGCCGGCCAAAAAAGCCAUGAACGCCUCCGCAGUCCAGAAAGUCUCCAAGUUCCCCCUCAAGAGACAGGUAACAGUGUCCCUGGAGUCCAACUCAUCCAUGAACUCCAACACGCCUCUGGUGAGGAUCACCCGCCUCUCCUCCAGCGAGGGCGCCAUGCUGGCCAACGUCUCCGAGUUGGAGCUGCCAGCAGAUCCCAAAUGGGAAUUGGCGAGAUCUCGCUUGACUCUGGGGAAGCCGCUGGGCGAAGGCUGUUUCGGUCAAGUGGUGAUGGCUGAAGCCAUGGGCAUCGACAAGGAGAAACCAAGCCAGCCUGUGACUGUAGCCGUCAAGAUGCUGAAAGAUGACGCCACAGACAAAGAUCUCUCUGACCUGGUCUCAGAAAUGGAAAUGAUGAAGAUGAUCGGGAAGCACAAAAAUAUUAUUAAUCUCCUGGGGGCUUGCACGCAGGAUGGUCCUCUCUACGUCCUUGUGGAAUAUGCCUCCAAGGGGAAUCUAAGGGAAUAUCUGAGAGCUCGUCGCCUACCCGGCAUGGAUUAUUCCUUUGAUACCUGCAAGAUGCCUGAGGAACAGCUGGCCUUUAAGGACUUAGUCUCCUGCGCCUACCAGGUGGCCCGAGGGAUGGAGUAUCUGGCUUCUCAAAAGUGCAUUCACCGGGACCUAGCUGCCAGAAAUGUUCUGGUCACGGAAGACCACGUGAUGAAGAUAGCGGACUUUGGCCUAGCCAGAGACGUCCAUAACAUCGACUAUUACAAAAAAACAACUAAUGGCCGGCUGCCGGUGAAAUGGAUGGCUCCCGAAGCCUUGUUCGACCGUGUCUACACUCAUCAGAGUGAUGUGUGGUCCUUUGGGGUGCUGCUGUGGGAGAUCUUCACUUUGGGAGGGUCUCCCUAUCCAGGAAUCCCGGUGGAGGAACUCUUCAAGCUGUUAAAGGAAGGCCACCGAAUGGACAAGCCCGCCAACUGUACCCCAGAUUUGUACAUGAUCAUGCGGGAGUGCUGGCAUGCGGUGCCUUCUCAGCGGCCAACCUUUAAGCAGCUGGUCGAAGACCUGGAUCGGGUGCUGACUGUGACCUCCACGGACGAAUACAUCGACCUGUCUGUGGCCUUCGAGCAGUACUCCCCCAAAGGCCACGACACGCACAGUGCCUGCUCCUCGGGAGAUGACUCCGUAUUUGCACACGAGCUGCUCGCCGAGGAGCCCUGCCUUCCGAAACCGCAGGCCAACGGCAUCAUCAGGACAUGAGGACAGAGGCUGAGCCUCAAAAACGAGAUUCGUGAAUGUAUGUCUGAUGGGAACUCCGGAGCGAGAUCCCCAGGAGGAAAUGGAGCCUCCUUCUGCUCCACGGCACGGAGGGGGGCAGUGCGUGGCCGUGAAGCCGUGGCACACCGAACGGGCUUCCUUCCGAUUUCUCUUGCCAAACACCCGGAAACCUUAAAAGGCAAAGGAGGGGAUGGGGGGGGGCUUUGAGCCCGUUUUCUCUGCCUGCAAAUUCUAGGAGUGGGUGGGAAAAUGACAAAAAAAACCAAUGAACCCCCCCGUGCAAAGAAGGUAGGAAGCGUUGCCCUUGUGCAACCCCUACACGCCUCCCCUCUGGGAGGGCUCCGUAGCUACGUUGCCUGCAGGGAAUCCUAAGUAAGUACUGGUUUUAUAUUUAAUAAAUAUGAAACGCCACCUUCUACUUAAGGGCGCAUUCAAAGCCAUUCUGAGGAGUUAAUCACUCUCAAGAGCGCUAAGCCUCUUUCAAAGCCGCCUCCCCUUUUCUCGCGGUGGGAACUAUGCCGCCUCUUGCACUAACGGCUGGGUAAGUGAGUGUGUGCAGGCAAGACGAGGCGUGAAGGCCUGGAGGUGUUGCAAGCUCUAGGAAAUUGUGUGUGUGUGUGUGUGUUGGGGUGUGCGCGUGUGUGUCAUUUGUUAAUGAGUGUGUAGCAGUGACUUUGGCUAACCUUUCCAGGGGGUUUCUAUGAACUGUAAUGUGCAUCAAACAGAAAUUCUGCUAUUUGCUACAUUUAUUUAGCUAUUUUCUGGGUGAGUUUUUUGUAGAUAAAGUUUAAAUAUAUUUGUAACGGAGGUCCAUACAUUUUCCCCAGGAAUCUAUUAUCAAACACUUGGAGAGAGAGAGAAAAAAAAAGAUAUUACGGGUACCCCAUAGUCUGCCUUUCAACGAAUCACAAAGUUUUGUUUCCUACAAUUGUGCAUAUACCUAUAAAUAGCUCUUGUGUGUAUAUAAUAUCUUUGAUAUUAACACGGCUGGCGAGACUGAAGAAGGAUUUAUUCCAGUUGAGAAUUCUUCCAGAGUAGGGCCUACUGAUUUAGGCAAAGGUCUUCUUUGAUCUUGUCGGCUCGUUUUGUUUUAAAAAAUUAUAUUUUAACAUGUAUAUUUGUAAAAUUAUUUAUAGAUAUUAACAUAUGUUCAUUAAUGUAUACAUUUAAUUUUUUCAUCAGAUUUAAGGAUUUUAACUUAUUAAAAAUAGAGGAAGAUUAUUCAAGAUUGUUUUUCUGAAUUCCUGAGAAAUCUUAGAAAAAUGUAUAGCUGUAUAGCCCUUCAACACAUUACUUUAAUACUAAUUUUUCUUUAUAAAACAAAAACAAAAAAAUAUUGCUUUUCCUGACUUGCAACAAUUAUCAGGACAUGCAUUCUGUAAUAUGUUCAUAUUAAAUCCAAACAUUUGACAGCCGAAAUAAUCCUUUUUCCAUCUCUGUGAGAGCUAAGAAAACUUUCAUCUCUUUGGCCUUUGUGCAUUAAGAUGGAGAGGGUUUUUUUCCCCUUCUAUGAAUGGUGUUCUUCAUGGUUGAAAAAAUAUCAAAUAUGUGGCAGAGCUGAAAUGUUGACUGCAGAUGAUUAAUCCCCCUACAUGUGUGUGUUCCCAUUAGCAUUUUUACGGUAGAGAAAAGGAUCCAAACAAAAUAACUCAAAAUAUAUGUAGGGAAAGUUCUGACGAUUGUAGAUAGACUUCAAGCCUCACAUGUUCCUUGGGAAAAUGUUAGGUUUGGGGGAUAAGUCGGUGAAAGCUCUCUAGAGACUUUGCUAGCGUUUUAAAGAGUUGUUGCAAGAUUUUUUUUUUGGAUUCCUUGAGAACAGUUCCAGGGCUUCACGUAACCAUUCGAAACGGAAGGCUGGUUUUCAUUCCUGCUGAUCCCAAAACAUGAAAAUCCCUUUUGUCUUUCCCUCCGGUUGACCCUUCGGAGAAUGCAAAGGACAUAAUCCAAUCAGUUCUCAACUUCCUGAUCUAUCACUGGUGGAAAAGCCCUCCUCCCUGUUGCACAUUACAAGGGGAGCAUCUACGGCUCUCCUCCAUAUUUUCUUUCACGCCAUCUGUUGAUGUGCGUUGGGCGUCUUGCUAAAUUCUAGUCGGACAGGUUGCUCUGGAGGGGCAUUGUUACACACUAAAAAACCAACAAAAGCACGGAUGUCCGCGGUGAGCUUCCCAGCUUCCUCUCCAGCAUUCCUUUUUUGCAU